Knipowitschia caucasica is the source of this 1164-nucleotide messenger RNA. The record is from the annotation of a GenBank genome assembly. NCBI's taxonomy places the organism in Eukaryota, Metazoa, Chordata, Actinopteri, Gobiiformes, Gobiidae.
AUGCCAGAACCAAACGCUGCCUGGUCCCAUUCCAGAGACGCCCAUGGCCAUAACAAACACUCACGCACCGUCAGAACGUGCUCCCCCUCCGAGUCCUCCAUUUGUCCUCGCACCUCCACAGAGCCGAGCCGGAGAGCGGAGACGGUGGUUCGGUGGUUCGGUGGCCGGGGAGCUAGCGCGCAGAUCCACAGGUGCCGUGGAUCCACAGGUGCCGAGGAUCCACAGGAGACGAGGAUCCACAGGAGACGUGGAUCCACAGGUGACGUGGAUCCACAGGAGACGAGGAUCCACAGGAGACGUGGAUCCACAGGUGCCGUGGAUCCACAGGUGACGUGGAUCCACAGGAGACGUGGAUCCACAGGUGCCGUGGAUCCACAGGAGACGAGGAUCCACAGGAGACGUGGAUCCACAGGAGACGUGGAUCCACAGGAGACGAGGAUCCACAGGUGCCGUGGAUCCACAGGAGACGAGGAUCCACAGGAGACGUGGAUCCACAGGUGCCGUGGAUCCACAGGAGACAAGGAUCCACAGGAGACGAGGAUCCACAGGAGACGUGGAUCCACAGGUGACGUGGAUCCACAGGAGACGUGGAUCCACAGGUGCCGUGGAUCCACAGGAGACGAGGAUCCACAGGAGACGAGGAUCCACAGGAGACGAGGAUCCACAGGUGCCGUGGAUCCACAGGUGACGUGGAUCCACAGGAGACGAGGAUCCACAGGAGACGUGGAUCCACAGGAGACGAGGAUCCACAGGAGACGAGGAUCCACAGGAGACGAGGAUCCACAGGAGACGAGGAUCCACAGGAGACGUGGAUCCACAGGAGACGAGGAUCCACAGGAGACGAGGAUCCACAGGUGCCGUGGAUCCACAGGUGACGUGGAUCCACAGGAGACGUGGAUCCACAGGAGACGUGGAUCCACAGGAGACGUGGAUCCACAGGUGCCGUGGAUCCACAGGAGACGUGGAUCCACAGGUGACGUGGAUCCACAGGUGCCGUGGAUCCACAGGAGACGUGGAUCCACAGGUGCCGUGGAUCCACAGGAGACGUGGAUCCACAGGUGCCGUGGAUCCACAGGAGACGUGGAUCCACAGGAGACGGACACAACCUCAUUACAAAGCGCCUCUCGUGGAUCAAGGUCAAACACGUUUGUCAUCGAGAUGUAA